CACGUCUCUGGGUCCGACAGCGCAUGUGCUGUGUGUUCAAAUGAUUGGUGUGCAAACAGUCGAACAGUGUAUUUUCUUGUCUUAGAAAGCGGGUAAAUUACCACAAUGUCCAUUCAAGCGUCAAACCCAAACAACCCGAUCGUCUUCUUCGACAUUACCAUUGGAGGGCAGGAUGUUGGACGGAUGAAGUUUGAGCUUUUUGCUGAUGUGGUUCCAAAGACAGCUGAGAACUUCCGGCAGUUCUGCACUGGAGAGUUCAGGAAGGAUGGCGUUCCUAUUGGGUACAAAGGUUGCACAUUCCACAGGGUGAUCAAAGACUUCAUGAUACAAGGAGGAGACUUUGUAAAUGGUGAUGGAACAGGUAUCUGCAGCAUCUACAGAGGUCCAUUUGCAGAUGAAAACUUCAGAAUAAAGCAUUCAGCAGCUGGUCUUCUUUCCAUGGCAAACAGUGGUCCAGGAACAAAUGGUUGCCAGUUUUUCAUUACCUGCACUAAAUGUGACUGGCUCGAUGGGAAACAUGUUGUUUUUGGAAAACUGGUUGAUGGUUUGCUGGUUAUGAGAAAAAUUGAGAAUGUCCCAACAGGGCCCAACAACAAGCCUAAACUCCCCAUCGUUAUUGCACAAUGUGGAGAGAUGUGAGCCCACAUGUGCUAAACACCAUGUGAAAAUGACACAGGCUCUUUAUACAUUUGAUGUCUUAAUUGUAAUUUGUUACUAUUCAGAAAACAUCAACACACUGAUUCCUGCAAUGGCUCAUAGUGGACACUGAAGGACUUUGUUUUAACUGCUGCAUCAACACCCAGAUUAUUCACAGUCGAGUUCAUUCUGAUUAUUUAUAGUCGGGUUUUGGUACUGACAGGAUCAAUUAUUUUGUUUGAAAACUGGUUUGAAAUUUGAUCGGUUCACUGCUUUUGUUCUGUUGAGUACAAAUUAAAAACAUUUGUGCAACAUUUUUUUUUAA
Messenger RNA from Archocentrus centrarchus (flier cichlid), 961 nucleotides. It is a transcript of the gene ppih, whose product is annotated as peptidylprolyl isomerase H (cyclophilin H). Bases 106 to 639 code for a protein of 177 amino acids. Gene Ontology annotation, molecular function: cyclosporin A binding; peptidyl-prolyl cis-trans isomerase activity. NCBI's taxonomy places the organism in Eukaryota, Metazoa, Chordata, Actinopteri, Cichliformes, Cichlidae. The transcript is spliced from 9 exons. The record is from RefSeq and is a predicted model, not a curated record. Gene Ontology annotation, cellular component: intracellular membrane-bounded organelle; cytoplasm. Gene Ontology annotation, biological process: protein peptidyl-prolyl isomerization; protein folding.